Paramuricea clavata is the source of this 3437-nucleotide messenger RNA. The record is from the annotation of a GenBank genome assembly. NCBI's taxonomy places the organism in Eukaryota, Metazoa, Cnidaria, Anthozoa, Malacalcyonacea, Plexauridae.
AUGUCGUUCUUCAAGUCAGCGUCCAGUGAAGCUUUAUGUGAUCUCGUAACAGACAUGGCGGCGAAAAUAUGUGAAAACAACUUUAGUCUUGGCCUUGACCAGUCAAUAAACACGAAUAGCAACAGCUGCAAUCAACCGGUACGAUAACAUUUUACAUUAGUUUCAAAGGACCGAAAGUUUGACAAAUGUAAGAACAAUAUGUACGAAAAUAUGAAGAUAAGCAGCGAGCACCAAAACCUAGACGCUUACUCGUCAAGCUGUGAAAUAAUAAUAAUGAUUAUUAAUUAUUAAUUAUUAAUCAUAGUUAUUUUAAGUUCUUUGUAUGUUUGCAUGGCGAUAAAAUAUAUAAUAGUUUUGUUUGUGGAAACACCACGUAAUAAAUUUACGUGGUGUUUCCACAAACAAAACUAUUGCAUAAUUAUUUUGUUAUAUAUGGUACAUUUAUAGUCACAUCAUUUAGAAUUUAGAAUUAUUAUGUUACGUUAAAAUUUUGUUAUAUGGUGCAUUAGUCACAGAACAUUUUAUUAUUAUAGGAUUGCUUCAUAAGUUGAGUUAAAGUUAAUAAGAUGUAUUUACAGAUUGUAUGUAUUUUUUCAUUUUUAUAUAGAGCAUACAUUAAUACAUGCAUGAUACAUUAAUAAAUGCCCAUUUUGUAACUCUUACUCUGUCUGUUUUUAUUAUAAAAAUGGUGGCUUUCUGACAGUUGAUUGUGGUAGAGAAGAGACUGCAAUCUGAACAGUUUUAUUAUAUCAUCAAAUAUAAACAAAGUGACAAUACAGCUGGGUAUAUAGUAACUAUAGUUAACUAUAAAAACUUUUGUUUGUGUUAGCUUUUACCAAGCUUGCCGUUGGCGUAUAGGGUAAAGGUGCUGCAUGCGGAAAGUGAAACGCAGUCCGGGUCGGGUUGUGUUUUGUCUCACUUAGUAUAUAUUUUUCUUAAAUAAUUUUUUAAACUUUUUUUUCCACCUUUUCUAACUUUCAAAAAGUUACGAUUAGCAGUUAUGACCUUGGACUUAUUAAGAUAUUUAUGUCGCUAAAUUUAUUUAGAUAUUUUGUCGCUAAAUUUGAUUGGCUAACGUAAGACAAAGGGAAUGGAAUGUUGUGCUCGGGUGAGCAGCCGCUUAAUUGUGGGGAGAAACCUCCACACAAAGAGCGGUUGCGAAGGAGACUACUAUAUAUAGCCAGCAUUUCACUAAAUAGCUGGCUGUAUCAGCCAGCAGUUUACUAAAUAGCCGGCUGUAUAGUCACGUUCAAAAUAUAGAAAUGUUUAAUCAAUAAUUGUGCAUGAAAUUUUUUUCAUAGGAAGGGUGCAAUUUCUUUGUGCAGAUACAUGUACGCCUAGCCUACCUAUUUUUCACUUUGUUUUCAAAAUAAGCACCCCCAAAAUGGUGAAUUUGGCAUUCCUGAGAAAGGCUAAUUCAAUUGAUUAUUAAAUAAUCUUGGAAUUUAUAAUACUGGCCAAAACCGUUAUCAUACUAUAUAAUUAAAAAUUUUCUCAAACUAAACAUCAGCCAGCUGUGCAAAUGGCACAUUUUAAUCACAAAUAGACCAUGUCAUUUAAUGCGCAGUCGAAACUCCGAACUGAUUAUUGUUCUCGCUGGCGGUAGCGCCAUGGCAGCGCAUCGACUGAUUAAUCUUUCAAUCACAUGAGUAAAGAUUGCGGAAUACCAUUGACUUGUGUAAAAAGUCGUAGUUUAGAUUUUUAUGCUUUGUUCUAUAUUCGACCACAUAUGGUUAAUUAACUUUAAAUGUUAAUAAGUCGAUUAACAUUAGGUAAUUGCUCUCAGUGGGAGAGUUGAAACAUCUGUACAAUAUGUUGACGAUGCACAUCUGUAAGUAAGCUAGGCAGUGUCAGAAAAACCAAGCAUUGACCAUUGUAUUGUUGAAGUAGGAAUGACACUUGAGUAUAUACAGCAGGAAUUGCGAAGGUAUAAUACUUCUGUUUCUCCAAAGAAACUUAUGUUUCCACCUCUGUCGUUACAGGUUUCUUGUAAGGACACUGAUCGAUCUUUUGUGGAGAAUUAACAAUGUAAUAAUAUUCUACAAAAUUCCGUGAUAUUCCGGCAUAUUCCGUGAUAUUCCGGCAUUUCCGGGUUUUCACAACGCCAUAAAUGUAUGGACAGUCACCUUUGGUUAAUUUUCUUGCAUAAUCACUACUUCUUGUACAUGUAGACUGUAAUUAUUUCUAGUUUUUAAGAUUUCACAUUCAUUAUUCCGCUUGCAUGCAUUUUCACAGCAAAGGCAUCGAAAUUGCGCCUCGUCGCUUCCAUUUUGAGUUUUUGACAACCUUUACCUUCGGAAUACUUGACACCCCGUUUACAAAGUAAAUUUCAGCAAGGAUGACACAUGACACGAGCGCUGCCUGCAUUCACUAAACUUCGUGUUUAUUAUGCAUUUCUAGAAUGUGUUGGGGAACAUUAAUUACUUCUUUGCAGGGACAGCUGAGUAAUUUCUUGAUGUGGUUAAAUAAUUCUGUAACUUUUCAUGCCUUAGCGGAGAUAAUUCUGAAUUCAAAACAACUCGAUGUAGAACUAUUUUAUUUGCCAGUCAUAGUAAUAAAAAAAAUGCUUUUUUCUACCAUAGGUUGGACCGCCCGUAAAGUAUUUUUCAACGCAGAAGUCUUUGAUGCUUGGGAAAGGUUCAAUGGGUACAUUUGUUUAUGUCGGCAUCAUGGAAGAUGGUACUGAAGUGGCUGUAAAGAGGAUCAUUAAACAGGAGUUUGACGAUACAGCUCAAAAUGAGCUAGAAAUUCUGAGUCGAAUUGAUGCAAGCAAGUCACCCUUUAUAGUAAGCUAUCAAAAAUGUUUAGAAGACGCCACUUUUGUGUAUAUAGUUUUGGAUCUCUGCGAAGAAACAUUGAAGGAACACGUUUGUACUCAAAGUUUGGAAUAUCUACAAAAUCAUGGUCCAAGAAUGAUCAAAGAAAUCUUAAGCGGAAUUGAAUUUCUUCACAGUCGAAAUAUUUUGCACAGAGAUCUCAAACCAUCAAAUGUCUUGGUUGAUAUCGAAGGUCACAUGAGAUUGGCAGACUUUGGAAUAAGUCGUGUUUUGAAUGAAGAAGAAACCACAGUUCUUACACAUGCGAAAGGAACCCGAGACUGGAUGCCCGCCGAAGUAAUUGAAGUAAUAAGUAAAGAAGAGGUAGGGCGUUUUAAAAAGAAAUCUGAUGUUCAGGUCGCAGGUAUGAUCGCUUUCUUCAUUUCAACCAAAGGUGAGCAUCCUUUUGGUCCUGUGCUUGAACGAAUGAUAAACAUUUCCAAAGGAAAUCCUGUUAACUUACACAUGCUGCGCGAACUUCAAGUUCGGAGUUUUAUUUCAUGGUUGAUCAGUCAUAACAUUGAUGAUAGACCUUAUGCUCAUGAGGCGUUGGCAAAUCCCUUUAUGGUUCAUGUACCAAAAUCUCUCAGGAAAAUUAUAUUACAACAAUCCUGUAUAUAG